Messenger RNA from Talaromyces rugulosus, 1497 nucleotides. RefSeq lists its product as uncharacterized. The record is from RefSeq and is a predicted model, not a curated record. The transcript has a single exon. Lineage: Eukaryota; Fungi; Ascomycota; Eurotiomycetes; Eurotiales; Trichocomaceae. The coding region runs from base 1 to 1497 and encodes 498 amino acids.
AUGGCGGCCACUAUGUCGGCCACCCUGAGCUUCCCCUUUCAGGCCUCGAUGGACGCGGAUGAUAUCGACUUCAACAUGUACUACGAGAUGCCAGCGUCAGAUUUGGAGGAGGAAGAAUCCCUCCCCGUGGCUACGUUAAACCCCCGGUGGGACAGUUUGCCCGGCAACCAAGAGUUGUCCGUGAUGGCCUCACAACGCUUGACCAUGAUGGCGAUGCGCCGGGAGACGAUGGACCAGCCGCCUCUCGAAUAUACCCUCGUAGAGGACGAGGACAAAGAAGUCCUAAUAUGCGAAUCGCCGCCACCUCUACCAGAGGAACCUCGUGUCCGACUACUACCUAUCCCGCCACGCUCUCGGUUUUAUUCCACCCCGAUUACGGACGACGAUGCGAGCACGACACCUGUGUUGCUUUAUGGCCUGGAAGAGCCGUCCGAGUAUGCGCCUCCUCCGCGGCGGAGACUGCCUGCAUUCAGGCCUGUGAGUUUCAUAGGAGGUUCUGCUCCAACGAGCCGUCCAUCGUCAAGCCACCGCAACCAACCGUCAUCAUUAUCGAGGCCGUAUCAAUCACCGACCCCGAGAGAGCCACGGUCUUCUACGCCAUUGAAAAGACUGUCCACCCUGAUAGAGAACGCCUCCCACCAAGUUCACUCUACCGUUUCUUCAUACGCCCCCAAAGGAGCAACGAUAGAAGAAUCCACUGUAUUAGGCACAUCGUCAGCUUCAACCAGCAGGUCAAGAGUGACCCUAGCAACAAUUGACUCUGACGGUGCAACUGCUCCUUCACCCCCGCUGUCAGGAUCUCCAGCAUCUAGUAUCCGCGACCCUCCGGCUUCUACAGACCCGCCCAAGCCAGCAAUAGAUCCGCCUCCUGUCCCAACAGUGGCCAGGGCAGCUACGUCAAUCGUGCCCUUGCCGUCCGAAAACACAUCGGACAUACCUCCACCGCCACCGCCCAAGCCCGUCCGGCGCAAGACAGCGCCAGACAUGAAUUCAUCUCAUGAAAGUCGACCGUCCACUGCGACAAAAUCCCGGAUUCCCUCGGGUUUCAGUUCAAUUACCAAAAUGAGCCUUCCAAAGCUUCCAUCUCUGGGAUAUCGAGCGCGUGGGAAUGAAAAUAGAAACGAUUCCAUCAAACCCACUCACAAGAGUGUCGUCCCCGUCGUCCCCAAUUCCACUUCGCACACCCUGGCUCAGUCCCUAAAACGACCAUUACCACCGCCUCCUCCACCCCAUGACUACUCCAUUCAGGCUUUCCCCGUCGAAAUCCAGCCAGAUGUCAUCCCAUCUCAUACGAAUUACCACCAGCGAGCCACCUCGAGUACAACAAACAGCUUUUCAUCACGUCCAACGGGGCUUCGGAAACCCAGUAGUAAUCAUACCCAUCAUCAAGAGCAGUCUCAAUCCCAAAGAGGACGUGAACGUGGACGCCAUGAACAGACGACGCGCGCAAAAAGUGCCGGCCGUAUGACCCGCGCGUUUUCACAGUUUGUAAAUUAG